GAAAACGGCCAUGUCGUGUUAGAAACCACUUCUGAACCGAGCGAGGAUUAUUCACAGCGUCACUUACCACUUUAUGUAAUGUAGUCUUAAAAUUACGGCUUUGAAAGUAACACAACUGACCUCUCGUUUGACAAAAACAGAUUUCGUGGAAAAAAGUGCGUUAUUUUAACAAGAGCACAAACAUGAGCGGAGGAGGGACGCCGUAUAUUGGCAGCAAAAUUAGCCUAAUCUCCAAGGCCGAGAUUCGCUAUGAAGGAAUUUUGUACACCAUUGAUACUGAAAACUCGACAGUAGCUCUUGCUAAAGUUCGCUCUUUUGGCACUGAGGAUCGGCCCACCGACAGGCCUGUUCCACCUCGAGAAGAAGUGUUUGAGUACAUUAUCUUCAGAGGAAGUGAUAUAAAAGACCUUACAGUGUGUGAGCCACCCAAAGCCGCUAGCUCCCUGCCUCAGGACCCUGCUAUAGUUCAGUCGUCACUUGGAUCCAGCAAUGCUGCAGCAGCAUCAUCAUUCCCGUCGGCAAGUUCCUAUGCUCCUCUCAGCAGGGCCCCUGUCCCAGCAUACAGCCAAUUUGGUGUUGCACCCCUCUCAUCACAGCAGUUUGGAUCUGCUGGAGCGGGAGGGCGCACUAGUCCCGUGUCGGACUCUUUAACAAAAAGUCCUACCUUGGAGCAGACAGUGCAGGCCCCACAAUCAGCUGCCCCAGCACCACCUGCGCCUGUAGGACAGAGGAGUCAGACGGGGGCGGCAGCUCCCCGACCCACGGGUACAACCGCCGGCAGCCAGAAGCCCCUGGACCUCCUGGAGCAGAGAAAAGCUCCUGAGGUUCAGAAGCUGCCACAGCCAGAUAUUGAACAAGGUGCUCUUGAAAAUCGUGAUCCCAACAAGCGUCAAGCUGCUGGUGUUCAGUCCACCCGCCGUGGCCGUGGAAGAGGAAACCGCAGCAGAGGCAAAGUAAACGUGCGUAGAGAUGGCGCCAUGAAGUUUGAAGAAGACUUUGACUUUGAGACUGCCAACGCCCAGUUCAACAAAGAUGAGAUUGACAAAGAGCUACAGAACAAGCUCAAACUGAGAGAUGACAAGACUGAAAAGGCGCUUAAUGGAGAAGAAGCUGCCGAGUCCGAACAUCCAGCCAAUGAGGGGACCAAUGAGGAGGAGGAGACUGUGAUAAACACCUACUAUGACAAGUCCAAGUCUUUCUUUGAUAACCUGUCCUCUGAUGAUUUAAGCAAAGGGGGUGAAAGAGGAUUUUCAAGGGAUCGAAGGCCUACCUGGGCAGAAGAGAGACGAAUGAAUUCGGAGACAUUCGGCAUCCCUCUAAGGCACAAUCGAGGAAGAGGAGGUUUCCGUGGACGUGGCUUCAUGGGACCUCGUGGAGGCCGAGGACGACCGCUGAGCAGAGGGUCAUUUGGGCCACCCCGGGGUCCUCCACCUGGUUUCAGAGGUGGAUUCAGAGGAGGCAGGGGAGGCCGUGAUUUCUCUGAUUUUGAAUACAGGAAGGACAACAAGGUGGCUGCGUAGUCCCGCAGUGAUGGCCCCCUGACAAAUUGUAGCUCCUCAUUAUGAAAUAAUUCCUGUUGAAGAAAAGAUUUGGUCUCAACAUUUGACAGAAAGAAUGAAGACAUCCUCUCAGUCACCAGCACCAGGCUCGACUGCUUUUACAUCAGGGGGUGAGAGUGCAGCUCCCUUUUCUCCACUUUGAGAAUUUUUUUUUUUUUGGCCCAUUUUGUUUGAUAAACAGCCACCAGAUGGACAAGAACGUGUGUAAAUACCUUGCUUUGGAGUAAGUCUGUAUUUUUGCAUCAAUCGAGUUCAUUUCUUACUGAAGUCGUCUUUGAUACGGAGAGCUGUAUGCAGGAAGCCCACUGAUACUGUGAGUGGAUCACAGGUCAUGUGAUCGAUAGCUUUAUUUUUUAUUUCCUUCAGUUUUUGAUCUUUUGAUGUACAUUGGCACCAAAAUCCACUGCAAUGCCUGUUGCACCAUAUUUCUCUCUACUCAGAUGUACUCAGAUUGGUCACCAUGUGUUCAUCAUUUUUACCUUUUUUUUGGGUGGACAUCCAUUCAUUCUCAAUGAAGUAGUGAUAUCAAAGCCAGCUCAACGAAACGAAAUCUGAAUAUUUUUAUGAAUGUAUAUCUUCUAGUUAGUGACCCCCAGCAAAUUGUGGCUCGCCAGACAAGGCUCACUUGUAGUUUUGUUUUUUGGUUGUUUUUUUUUUUUUUUUUUUUUUUUUUUUAGAAAUGUGCAUUCAGUAUUUAGAAUUGUUUAGCUCAUACUUUGACCCCUGAAACCACCCACAUCAGAUGAAUUAUGUUUUUGCUUUAUGUUUGUGGUUGGAACUGUGUGUCUGCAAAUGCGGGCAGUCUAAUAGAAACCAGCCUUUGGACUGAUAUAGGGGGUUUGCAGCAUUAGCUUUAGAAGCAUUUCAUUAGUUGACUUAAGAUUUUUUGACCGGGUCUAUUUUUAUAUAGUUGACUAAACAAAGAGCAUUCCCAUGAUUUGUGUCUGUGAAAGAGGAACCUCCAUUAGUAUUAAGGCCCUUAGAAGUUCUUAGGUAUUAAAAGCCUUGUGUAUUCAGUUCUGCAGUCAGAAUGACCUCAAACAUGUAAUAUUUGGGUUUCAAAUCAAAUGUAAAAAAAUGCUCUGCUAUAUUGCCAAAAAAGAAUAUGUGAGCACUUGGCUAAGAUAAAAUAAUAAGCACAUGUUUUCUCAGUGUAGUAUCUGUUAAGUCUACCUUUAUAUAUGUCCGAAACAUACUGAGCCAUCUGUCAACGCAUGUUCUCUAUUUGUUACCAGCAUCCUUUUGAAUUUUCUGGCAGUUUUGUUUUUUUUCCACUGCAAAAACUGUGCUCGCUGUGUUGUAAGGAUUGUUUACUGAUAAUGGGAAAUCUUGUCAUUUAUUCAAUGAUGUCAGAAAAUGUAUGUUCAAGGUUUUUGAUAGCUAUCAGCCCCUCUGGCUUGUUUGUAGCUCCUCUUGUUGCAUUAUUUUCAAUGGGAUUGUUCUCUGGAGUGAUUUUUUUUUUUUUUUUUACUGACUUGUGAACAAAGGGACAUGACCUGGAUGCGGUGCCAGUGUGUUGGGGAAGGAAGUGGAUUUUUUUUUCUGUGGCUCUGAUUUGUUAGUACUUUAGGGAGUGCCUUCAGAGUUCAUUUUUCCAGCUCUCCCUUUAACUUAAAAGUCGACAAAGGUAUUGAUAGCACUACAAGGUGAGACUAGAUACUUCUCAGUAGCUGUGGUUGUUAGAGCAAAGCAGUCCAGUUGAAAAUGUGCUAUUUAACUGGAUAUUAUUGCACAGGUUGCUGAUCACUGCAUGAUAGCCAUAGGAACCAUCACGUCGUAUGGCAAUAACCAGCAAGCUCGAAUUAGAGACAAAAAGUAUUACUGAACUAUUACAAACUGACCUGUUUUCAUAUGUUUGUUACUCCUUCCAGUCACUGGAAUUGUAAACCAGGAAUUGUUUUCAUGAGAAUAUCAGCAAAAUUGAGUUUUUACUUAAAAUAAAGAGUUGUACAAUA
This is a messenger RNA of Plectropomus leopardus (leopard coralgrouper), 3514 nucleotides long. It is a transcript of the gene lsm14ab, whose product is annotated as LSM14A mRNA processing body assembly factor b. Lineage: Eukaryota; Metazoa; Chordata; Actinopteri; Perciformes; Serranidae. The record is from RefSeq and is a predicted model, not a curated record. Gene Ontology annotation, molecular function: mRNA binding. Gene Ontology annotation, cellular component: P-body. Gene Ontology annotation, biological process: cytoplasmic stress granule assembly; P-body assembly.